This is a messenger RNA of Debaryomyces fabryi, 1236 nucleotides long. It is a transcript of the gene PEX14, whose product is annotated as Pex14p. NCBI's taxonomy places the organism in Eukaryota, Fungi, Ascomycota, Pichiomycetes, Serinales, Debaryomycetaceae. Gene Ontology annotation, molecular function: signaling receptor binding. The record is from RefSeq and is a predicted model, not a curated record. Gene Ontology annotation, biological process: protein import into peroxisome matrix, docking. Bases 1 to 1236 code for a protein of 411 amino acids. Gene Ontology annotation, cellular component: peroxisomal importomer complex; peroxisomal membrane. The transcript has a single exon.
AUGAACAACGAAUUAAUUAACAGUGCAGUCAGCUUUUUAAAAGAUGCUAAUGUGUCAUCUUCUCCUUUGAACAAAAAAAUUGAGUUUUUGGAAUCAAAAGGGCUUAAUGAACAAGAAAUCGAGGAAGCGUUGAAGCGAGCUAAUGGACAAAGUUCCUCAAACCAACAAACAGGUAAUCAACAACAAGUGACGCAACCACCACAUCAACAAUCAUUACAAUCUCAGCCACCUAUUGAUUAUUACAAUGUAGCAGCGCCUCAGGUUCCAGAAAGAACAUGGCAAGAUUACUUUAUCAUGGCUACGGCUACAGCUGGGGUAACUUAUGGGUUGUAUCAAGUUGUUUCAAAAUAUUUGAUACCAAGCAUUAUUCCACCUACACAGAAAUCGAUAGAUGAUGAUAAGGCCAAGAUUGAUGAAGAAUUUAUUAAGAUAGACAAGUUAUUAGAGCAGAUGUCUAUGGAACAGAACGAGAUUAAGGAAUCGAACGAAUCAAAAUUAAAAGAAAUUGAUAUUGUCAUUGAAAAUGUCAAUGAUUUCCUUUCUAAAUACAACAAGGACAAGUUGAAAUUUGAUGAUGAUUUGCGGUUGAUGAAAUUAGAAAUAGACAAUUUGAAAAACAGCAUUGAAAAGAAUAUGCUGCUGACGAAAGAAAAUAUCCGAGACGAGUUGAAAGAUAUUGCCGAAGAAUUGACGUCUUUGAAGCAAUUGAUUAAGGUAAGAGCUGAAAAGUCUGCCUCGAGCGAUGCUACCGGACCAUCAAGAAAAAUUGCCCCUGUAUCCUCAAUCCCGUCUGCGUCGGAGAUCUUAAAGAAAGCGAAAGCAGCAAGCUCUAAUGGUGCCAAUAAACCUAAUGCAUCCAAUAGUACACAUACAGCUGAAUAUGUAUCUGCAAGCUCUGCUCCAUCUCCUGAUAGUACUGCAGGUGAGCCUUCUAAAGCUUCGACGUCCCCUAAGGGCGUAUUUGCAUCUGGUAUACCUGAAUGGCAAUUAAAGCAUAAACAGCAAGAAGAAGAGGAAGAGAAAAAGAAACAGAAUGAAAACGAAGAUAACUUACCGCCUAAUUCGGAGUAUAAACCGCAUACUGAUCCGGGCACCAAUGAUAAUGUUGUUAAAACUAGUCUUGCAAACGUAGGUGUUCCUUCUUGGCAAUUAAAUUCCAAUACUAAUUCUGGUUCUAAGUCAGAAUCAAAUCCACCAGACAAUAUUCCUUCAUGGCAAUCCAAUGCUUCUGUCUAA